Molecule: messenger RNA, 806 nt
Organism: Saccoglossus kowalevskii
Lineage: Eukaryota; Metazoa; Hemichordata; Enteropneusta; Harrimaniidae
Product: glutamate dehydrogenase, mitochondrial-like
Biological process (GO): L-glutamate catabolic process
Cellular component (GO): mitochondrion
Molecular function (GO): L-glutamate dehydrogenase (NAD+) activity
Source: RefSeq, a predicted model, not a curated record
UACGGGUUUUUGGAGAUAAAAUGCUCAGUACUGCGACAACAUUGGUGAAGGUGGGCAUGAACCUGUCAUCUCGGCUCCGCGCAGUUCCCACGUUAUCGCAACUACGUUAUCAUCAGAAAUUUAGUACAUCUAGCCGGUGUUUGAACAAUGAUGAUCCUAAUUUUUAUGAGAUGGUGCAGGAAUAUUAUGAUAAAGGAGCUGCCAUAAUAACAGAUAGAUUAGUAGAUGCAUACCCAGGAAGGAUUCCAAAAGAAGAUAAAGUAAACAGGGUCAAAGGAAUUCUGGCUCUUAUCAAGCCAUGUAACCAUGUCCUGAGUGUGGUGUUUCCUUUGAGACGAGACAAUGGUGAUUGGGAGAUGAUUGAAGGUUACCGUGCCGAACACAGUCAGCACUGUACACCCUGUAAAGGAGGAAUGCGUUAUAGCAUGGAUGUUAAUGCUGAUGAAGUACAAGCUUUAGCUGCAUUGAUGACAUAUAAAUGUGCGGUUGUUGAUGUUCCAUUUGGUGGUGCUAAAGCUGGUGUCAAGAUUGAUCCUCGCAAGUAUUCAGACUUUGAGCUUGAAAGAAUUACUCGAAGAUUUACCUUAGAAUUGGCUAAAAAGAACUUCAUUGGUCCUGGUGUGGAUGUUCCUGCACCAGAUAUGGGUACGGGUGAGAGAGAGAUGAGUUGGAUGGCAGAUACAUAUGCUCACACUGUUGGUUACAAUGAUAUCAAUGCUGCUGCCUGUGUAACUGGUAAACCAAUUAGUCAAGGUGGCAUCCAUGGACGUCCCUCUGCCACUGGACGUGUAAGUCAAAGUUAUUAG